AACUCUAUUUUUGGAUCAACCAGUACUAUCAGUUCUGUUUUCCUCGAAGAGUUUGGAUCCAUCGCUGUUUGAAGUCUUGUGUCCCUUCUGAUUGUUUCAUAUCCGUUCUUCCUGAAAAUGGAACAUUAUCAAAACCAAUAUGGUGCUGUACCCUACACAGACGAAUAUGGCAACCCAAUGCAUCAUAAUGGUGCCGCUGGCACCUAUACUGGAGCACUAGAGGCUGGCGCCGGCUUUGGGGUUGGACAUCACAAGGAGCACCAUGGAAUUACCGGCAAGCUUCACCGUUCUGGAAGCUUAUCCAGCUCUAGUUCCUCAGAAGAUGAGGGACAUGGUGGGAGAAGGAAGAAAGGGCUGAUGGAGAAGAUAAAAGAGAAGCUUCCAGGCCAUAAAGAAGAUCGAUCGCAGGUGACCUCUACUACUACACCAGGUGGUUACAAUUCCACAGGGGAGCACCAUCAUGGAAAGAGAGGAAUAAUAGACAAGAUUAAGGAAAAGUUUACUGGAGGGCACCAUCAUCACAACGAGCCCCGCCACUCAGAGCACCAGAACUACUAGUUAUUCACUAACAUAUAUAGUUAUAUUAGCUAGUGCUCCUAUAUGUACAAAUGUGCCUUUGUUUACUAUGCAAUAGUUUAAUGGUAAAGGUUCCAUAACGACAAUA
Ricinus communis (castor bean) is the source of this 664-nucleotide messenger RNA. RefSeq names its product dehydrin Xero 1. Bases 118 to 558 code for a protein of 146 amino acids. The transcript is spliced from 2 exons. NCBI's taxonomy places the organism in Eukaryota, Viridiplantae, Streptophyta, Magnoliopsida, Malpighiales, Euphorbiaceae. Gene Ontology annotation, biological process: response to water. The record is from RefSeq and is a predicted model, not a curated record.